Molecule: messenger RNA, 772 nt
Organism: Saprolegnia diclina VS20
Lineage: Eukaryota; Oomycota; Saprolegniomycetes; Saprolegniales; Saprolegniaceae
Exons: 1
Coding region: 4-702 (232 amino acids)
Source: RefSeq, a predicted model, not a curated record
ACGAUGUCGCUCAUUCGCUUUUUCCAGUCCAAGCAAGCCUUUGACGCGCUCCAACUCGCAAAGUCGGCCCACUUCAAAGUGUUCGGGUCGUUUCCUAUCACCGAGCGAACGCGCCUCGUGCUGCAAGCCCAGCGCUGGUCGUGGCCGGGCCGCGAUUUUACCGUGCGCGACGACACAAAGGGAACGCUCGUCGCCCGAAUUCAAGUCCACCGGUACUCGUUUCCCAACAAGCGGACGCUUCUUGACGCGGCGAGCCGCCCCGUCGCGCUUAUGAAGCUCCACCCGUACUCAUUUUUCAACGAGCAAAUGGUCUACGAACGCACGGACGACGACGCGCCAUUGUUUACGAUCAAGUAUCGCAAAAAUGCGUCGUUUCACCAACAAGAGUGCGAAUUGCGCAACCACGUCACGGGCGAGACACACCUCCUCGUGCUCCAACCUUUCAACGUUCUCACGCGCCGCAGCGUCCUCACCGACGGCGACGACGGACCGAUUCUUGCCAAGGUGCACCAACCGUUCACGUGGCGGUUGGCCAACCGGUAUGAGAUCGUCGUCGCGGAUGGCGUCGACACUGGCGUCGUCACAUUGAUGUGUGCGGCCAUGGACGAAGAGACGCGCAAGCGAGCGGAUUGGGUGUUUCGCGGUCUUGUUGGCUUCCUCGGCGCCAUGUAUGGGGGUCUUGCUCUUACAACUCUGCUGUAAAAUGCUCCAACAAAAGCAAUAUUUCAAUAGGAUAAUCACAAUUCAAAAGUUGAGACAAGUUGCGAGUGUG